Molecule: messenger RNA, 1707 nt
Organism: Rubroshorea leprosula
Lineage: Eukaryota; Viridiplantae; Streptophyta; Magnoliopsida; Malvales; Dipterocarpaceae
Source: the annotation of a GenBank genome assembly
AAAUUAUUUCUUGAAAAAGACAAAAUGUCUUGUCUGAUCCCUUUCAGUUUCAUUUUUUGGUAGUCUUUCUUAUGCUGUUCUUCUGUUUUGGAUUUCAGAAUAGUAUUGGCUUUCCAUCUUUGGUAUAGCUGUUGGAAGCAAUAUCCAGAUGCUAAUUUUCUGUGCUCCAAAAGCAACCCUUAAUCAUCUUUCAAAUCAUCUCCUGUUAUCCCUUAGUUGAUGCAUGUGAAAGAGCAGAAGCAUUCUUUCUGUGUCUCUUGAUCCAAUUCCAUAUGGCAAGGGGCAUUUAAAUGAUGAGAAUUGCUUUUUAAAGUAAAGUUUUGGAAGGUCAGGCAAUUUCCCCCUUCGAUGCACCCUUUUUUCCAUCAUUAGAACUUUUCAUAUCAAUUAUAUGCAACAAUGUCAAUAUCAUAGCAUGCAGAUUUAUAAUCACUUCGAUUUUUAUUUCUUUUUUUGGGAACUGGUGAGGGUGAGCAACUUGAAAGUUCUACUGUGAGAGACAUGGCUCACAAACCUGCCUACUUUGUGCUUAAUUCAAUGUCAGUGUGGAAUCUUCUUAGAGAGUUCCAGAUGAGAAAGGUUCACAUGGCUGUUUUUCUUAAUGGAUAUGGCGGAACUGUUGGGAUAAUAACCUUAGAAGGUGUGGUUGGGGAGAUUGUUGGAGACAUCUUUGAUGAAAAUGAUUCAAAGACAUCUUUGAUGAAAAUGAUUCAAAGGUAAGCCUAAUUACCUCAUUAAUGACCUUAAUGUUCUGUUACUGAAUCUGUUAUUGGGGGCAAGUCUUUUAACUAUAUAGAUAACUGUAGAUAUUGGAUUCUAUUAUUCCUCAGCAAGGGGAUGCUAAGAAAACUUGUUGAUGAAGUCCAAAACAAAUUGGUUUUAUACAUGUGCUGCUAAUUUUCUACAGACCAAUUGAUCUGGAUGCUGCUUUAUGUCGUUGGUUUCUUGUCUCAUUUAGGUUGGCAUGUACUUUUUCUGUAUUUUCCAUGUGACCAAGGAAUUUCAUGUGACUUCUCAUGUCAUGUAGAUAUUUCUUUACUCUAUAGGUCUCAUAUCAAUUAGUGUUUACAAGGUUCACCUCUACUUGAUUCUUAAGUGAUUCAUUUAUACAUAUGUAUAAUGAUUCUCAAGUGAUUCUUAUUUUAUGCAUUGCUGCUAAUUGUAUUAACAGGAGGAGAUCCAAAAGAAAACUGGCUAUAUUGUAAUGAGAUUAGAGGGAGUAUAUGAUGUCCAUGCCCAUGCAUCUAUUUAUUGGCUGAGGACUUGAAUAUCAAAAUGGCAGAGGAACAUCAGUAUGAGACAGUAUUUGGUUUUGUAUGCAAAGUAUUUGGAUACAUCCCUAGCUGGGGCUGGUGAGACCAUCAAAGUUGUCCCCAAAAGGGAUAAUCAAGAUGAUGAUGAUAAGCAUGAUGAAGAUGGCUCUGAUCAUCAAGAUUUGACGGAAAGGCAUCAAAUAUAUAGACUUAAGAUAUUAGCUGCAAAUGCCCGAAAGGUUAGUGCUGUUCGUUAUGAGUAGAUAAACAACGAGGAAGCAAUGUCAGAGGCCAAAGAUGUAACUCGAUUGAUUCCCAAAAUCAUGAAGAGGAAAGGGAACAGUGACAAAUUGGAUAACAUUACCUAUGAUGAGAAUGCAUUUCAGAAGAGAUAAGAGAAUUGCCUUUCUGAUAACUAUGCAGUUCUGAAGAUAAAUAAGAUAAUGGCCAUUAG